Messenger RNA from Penaeus chinensis, 2064 nucleotides. Its product is annotated as alpha-(1,3)-fucosyltransferase C-like. Gene Ontology annotation, molecular function: alpha-(1->3)-fucosyltransferase activity. Bases 517 to 1941 code for a protein of 474 amino acids. The record is from RefSeq and is a predicted model, not a curated record. NCBI's taxonomy places the organism in Eukaryota, Metazoa, Arthropoda, Malacostraca, Decapoda, Penaeidae. Gene Ontology annotation, cellular component: membrane. The transcript has 7 exons.
GUUUGUUGACUUGAAUAAGUCUAUUUUGCAAUAGUGAGCCAAGAAGAUACGGGGGAUACAAGCCUAUAUCAGAAAUUCGGCAUUCCCUUUCAUUAUUAUUCCAAAAGGGUGAUCAGAGGCAAUCUACUCCCUCCAGUGUUAUUUUAAAAGGGAAUCAGAGAUCAGCAUUCCCUUUCAUUGCUAUACCGAAAGGGGGAUACGUACCUAUUUCUUCCUUUCAAUAAUAUUCUGAAACGGGGUACGAGCCUACAGCAGAAAUCCUACAUUCCUUCAGUGUUAUUCUGAGAGGGGAAUACGAGCCUAUCUCUUCCUUUUAGUAUUAUUCUGAAAAGGAGAUACCUGCAUAUAUCUUCUCUUCAAUUUUAUUCUGGAAGGGGAAUACGAGCCUACAUCAGAAAUCCAGCAUUCCCCUGUAGUGUUAUUCCCAAAGGGGGAUAAAGGUCCAUCUCUUCCCUUCAGUGUAAUUCCGAAAGUGGAAUACGAGCCUACAGCUUCCCUCCAGUGUUAUCCUGAAAGAUGUCCGGCCUACAGCAGCAGCAGUCCUCUCCUAAGAUUCCUGUCCUUCUCCUCGUGGUCGUAGUCACGGGGGUUAGCUUCUACAGAACCCUGGACACGCAACUGAACAGGCAGGCGACGCUACAGUUCCGUAACCCGCGCCCAGGUGUUCAGGAGAAGCCGACGGAGGGUCUGAAGGGACCUUCGGAGGCGCUGCAGAGACCGUCGGAGGCGCAGAAGACACCGUCGGAAGGCGUCGGAGAGGAGGAAGAAGCCACCCUCGAGGAUCAGAUGGAAAUGAAGCCGAAGGUGGUUCUGUUCUGGACGUCUUGGUUCGGGUCGCAGUGGGCGGCCAAGAAGGGCGUCCUCACCAGAUUCGGCACCAAUUCCAUGGAGGAACUACGAGAAGACGGCUGCGCGGAAACUAAUUGCUUCUUCACCACAGACAAGGCCAUGUUACCGCUGGCCGACGCCUUGCUCUUCGUGUCGCAAAACUUCCACCAGGGUAACUUCCCGAAGACUCGCAAGCCCUGGCAGCGGUGGGUGUGGACUGAGGUGGAGGCGCCGCUGACAGGGAGUACCUUAGCCAGACUCUCCGCCUCCAACCUGAGUCACUAUAUCAACUGGACGAUGACUUACCACGAGCGAGCCGACGUGGUGGCCUUCUACGGAUAUUUUCGCUCGCUGAACACUACUCUCCAACCCGUGCGCCCAAACCUGAUCGAGAACCACAGGGCCGCCCUCGCCAAAUACCGGGACGCGCUGGCCAGAAACACCACGCUGGAGCAAGUCAUGGGACCCUCCUGGAGAAGCUACGUCAGGAGAUCGAAAAUCGUCGCUUGGAUGUCCGGCCACUGCCCGACCAUUUCGAGGAGGGAGGAGUAUGUGCGAGAGCUGGCCAAGCAUAUUCCAGUCGACAUGUACGGUACUUGCGGUUCCCAAGUGUGCAAGACUAGGCACCCGCUGAAACCUGACUGCUGGGUCGAGGUUUUGAAAGACUAUCAUUUCUACAUGGCUAUGGAAAACAACCUGUGCGACCAAUACAUUACAGAGAAACUUUACAAUCCCUUGAAAUACAACCUUGUUCCGGUGGUUUGGGGAGGCUCUAAUUAUAGCCGAUUUUUGCCCCCAAAUUCCUUCAUUGAUGCGCGUAAAUAUCAUCCGAAAGAGUUGGCUGCCUUACUCCUGAAACUCACCCAAGAUCCUGUCGCUUAUGGCAAAUACCACGUGUGGAGAGGCUUCUGGGAACCGCGCGUGGGUGGGAGUCUGUGCGAGCUGUGUCACCGCCUACACACGGACACACAGAUAAAACACCACGUCAAUAUUCCAAACGAGAGACGAACCAACGGCCUCUGCAUUAGAGUGAAGAAGAACCUGUUCGGGCCGGACUCCGCCUGGAAGGAAGUCAUCUACAACAACCACAAAGAGUCCACGGGAACCUUGUAGGGCUUGUAGUAGUGGAUGAGUCUACCUGCGUGUUGGAGGGAGACAGUGUAGAUGAAUCGAAAACGGUCUGUAAAAUGGAUUGUCAUUUUCUUAUUCAUGGUUAAUAUUAUAUGAAUACUGAAU